UCCUUCACUGAGCACAAUAUUUCAUCGCCGUUUUGGAUUUUUAAUGUUUAUUUCAAAUUAUUUUUGUUUGAAAUCGCUAAGGAAAACAACGUACAACUGUUUUUGAAAAGAAACAAUCCGCCUGCGGUUGUCGCCAUGGCGUUGAGCGGCAGGCGGCAACACCAGCAGGUGGGCGGUGCCCAGAGCCACGCCCCCUCUUCCCAGCGUCCUUUGCUGCGCUCCGGCCGGACGUCUCCGGGCGUACACAGACGCAGGAGCGCUGCGGACACACACACACACCAGAAGGUCUCGGCGACGCACACACAUAAACACAGGAGCAGCAGCAGCAGCAGCAGCAGCCGUCGCCACCACCACCACAGGCACGGUGUGGAGAGUGAGCGGCGUCUGGCGUCCUCUUCUGGCAUGACGGCCAAGGAGCUCAGUAACCACGACGACCUGGUCACCAGCCUCAUAGUGGACCCUUACCUGGGCUUCACCACACACAAGAUGAACAGCAGGUUCCGGCCAAUCAAGAGUGGUCAUGAGGAUUUGAAGGAGGUGCUUGAGCGGUUCAAGAGGCAUGGUGACGUGGAGAAGGCCUACAAAGCCCUCAUGGCCACCGACAUCACAUACACACACACACGCCAACGCAGCAAGACACAGGAGAAACUCUUUAAACAGCACGUGUUUGUUUACCUGCGCAUGUUUGCCAGCAGCAGCGGCUUCGAGAUCCUCCCCUGUAGUCGCUACUCAUCAGAGAACAACGGAGCCAAGAUCGUGGCCACCAAGGAAUGGAGGUGUGAUGACAAGAUAGAGCACCUGGUAGGGUGUAUCGCUAAGAUGACGGCUGCUGAGGAGGAGAGUCUCCUGCGGCACGGGGAGAACGACUUCAGCGUCAUGUACUCCACACGCAAGAACUGCGCUCAGCUGUGGCUCGGACCCGCAGCCUUCAUAAACCACGACUGCCGUCCAAACUGUAAGUUCGUGUCGACGGGUAAGGACACGGCGUGUGUGAAGGUUCUGCGGGACAUCGAGCCGGGCGAGGAGAUCUCCUGUUACUAUGGCGACGGCUUUUUCGGGGACAACAACGAGUUUUGCGAAUGCCACACCUGCGAAAGGAGGGGUACGGGUGCGUUCCGGUCUGAGUCUGGGUCUGGGCUGGCUGUGUCGUCUCCGGUGGCGAGCGGCUCCUACGCCCUGAGGGAGACCAACCUGCGGCUGAACCGCCUGAAGAGGAGGAGAGGGGAGAAGAAGAACACACACUCACACACACGCUCCGCAGACACACACUCACUCAGCUCACACACCGACACAGACGCAGAGGCCGAGACGUUCAGCGGGAGGUGGUUUGAAGAUCAGAGAGGUUGUAGGUUUGAAGCCCGCCCUUGCCUACUCCUACACCUCCAUCUAUGCAGUUCCACUAAAGCAUUUCCCCGACGCCAAGCUGGGCCGAACACGCAGCUCAAGAAGAACCCACAGCCAGAACUCUCUGGCCCGGCACAACCCAACUAG
This is a messenger RNA of Engraulis encrasicolus (European anchovy), 1491 nucleotides long. RefSeq names its product histone-lysine N-methyltransferase KMT5B-like. Gene Ontology annotation, molecular function: protein binding; histone H4K20 methyltransferase activity. The record is from RefSeq and is a predicted model, not a curated record. NCBI's taxonomy places the organism in Eukaryota, Metazoa, Chordata, Actinopteri, Clupeiformes, Engraulidae. Bases 136 to 1491 code for a protein of 451 amino acids. Gene Ontology annotation, cellular component: nucleus. The transcript has 11 exons.